AUGUCUCUAGCAGCGACCAAGGACAUGUGUUUUGCAGCCUUCCAAAGCCUUGAUGACAAGGUCCAUGGCCGCGCCCCCAGAGCUGUGAAUCAUCUGAUACCGGACGUUGAGUGUCCGCUCUUUGUAACAUGGCACACGGCUUUGCGCACAGGAGACCCAGAUCUCAGGGGGUGCAUCGGCUGUCUUACCCCGUUGAAGAUUCAGCAAGGAAUUCCUAAGUAUGCAUGCGUGGCUGCUUUGGAGGAUACACGAUUUUCUCCUGUGACAGCAGGGGAAUUUGACAAAGGUGAUCUACUUGUGGAUGUCUCCCUUUUAGUCCGCUUUACCCCUUGCGACCCUCUGGAUUGGGUGGUGGGGAAGCACGGGAUAACAAUUAUCUACGAGGGACGCUCCUCUGUCUUCCUUCCGUGCGUUGCUGAGGAGCAAGGAUGGGAUCAGUCUACAACCUUGCUGCAUCUUCUCCAUAAGGGAGGGUCUUAUGUCAGAGACGUAACGGCUGAUGUACUAAAGAGGAUAACAUGCACGCGCUUCGAAUCCAGCGUUGAGCAUAUGACCUUUACUGAGUAUAAACAAAGACUAUCUUCCCAAGCAUAG
This is a messenger RNA of Giardia duodenalis, 594 nucleotides long. RefSeq lists its product as hypothetical. The record is from RefSeq and is a predicted model, not a curated record. The transcript has a single exon. Lineage: Eukaryota; Fornicata; Diplomonadida; Hexamitidae. Bases 1 to 594 code for a protein of 197 amino acids.